CGCGGUGCGCUGCCUACCUGGAGGGACCGCGCCCGCCGCUGCCAUGUCCUGGGCCGCGCUCCUCGGCCUCCUGGCCGCGCUGCUGCUGCUGCUGCUGCUGACCCGCCGGCGCACGCGGCGGCCUGGCGAGCCUCCCCUGGACCUGGGCAGCAUCCCCUGGUUGGGCCACGCCUUGGAGUUUGGGAGAGACGCGGCCAGCUUCCUGGCUAGGAUGAAGGAGAAGCAUGGGGACAUCUUUACCGUGCUGGUGGGGGGCCGGCACGUGACCGUGCUCCUGGACCCCCACUCCUACGAGAGGGUGGCGUGGGAGCCGCGCGCGCGGCUGGACUUCCACUCGUACGCCACCUUCCUCAUGGAGAGGAUCUUCGACGUGCAGCUCCCGCACCACAGCCCCACGGAGGAGAAGGCCCGGAUGAGACCGACACUCGUCCAUAGAGACCUGCAGGUGCUCACGGAAGCCAUGUUCACCAACCUCCGCUCCGUCCUCCUGGGCGACGCCACGGAAGGGGCCAGCGGCUGGCGGGAGGUGGGCCUCCUGGACCUCUGCUAUGGCUCUCUGCUCAGAGCCGGCUACCUGACCCUGUAUGGAGUGGAGGCGUCCACACGCACCCAGGAGAGCCAGGCCCAGGACAGAGCCCACUCGGCCGACGUCUACCACACCUUCCGCCAGCUGGACCUGAUGCUCCCCAAGCUGGCGCGAGGCUCCCUGUCAGUGGGGGAUAAGGACCGUGUGUGCAGCGUCAAAGCCCACCUGUGGAAGCUGCUGUCCCCYGUCAGGCUGGCCACGCGGGCCCAGCGGAGCAGCUGGCUGGAGAGCUACCUGCGGCACCUGGAGGAGCUGGGGGCGUCGGAGGAGAUGCAGGCGYGGGCCCUGGUGCUGCAGCUGUGGGCCACACAGGGAAACAUGGGGCCUGCUGCCUUCUGGCUCCUCCUCUUCCUUCUCAAGAAUCCCGAGGCCCUGGCUGCUGUCCGCGGGGAGCUCGAGGGCGUCCUCUGGAGAGCAGAGCAGUCCGGCUCACAGAUGACCACCCUCCCGCAGAAGGUCCUAGACAACAUGCCCGUGCUCGACAGYGUGCUGGAUGAGACCCUCAGGCUCACRGCUGCACCCUUCAUCACCCGGGAGGUGGUGGUGGACAUGGCUAUGCCCAUGGCCGAUGGGCGGGAAUUCUCUCUGCGACGUGGUGACCGCCUCCUCCUCUUCCCCUUCCUGAGUCCCCAGAGAGACCCUGACAUCUACUCGGAUCCCGAGACGUUUAGAUACGACCGGUUCCUGAAGGCCGACGGGUCGGGGAAGAGAGACUUCUUCAAGGACGGGAAGCGGCUGAAGCACCCCAGCGUGCCCUGGGGGGCGGGCCACAACCAGUGCCUGGGCAGGGGCUACRCCGUCAGCAGCAUCAAGCAGUUCGUGGUCCUGGUGCUGACGCACUGCGACCUGGAGCUGAUCCGCGCGGACGUGGAGGUCCCCGAGUUCGACCUCAGCAGGUACGGCUUCGGCCUGAUGCAGCCGGAACUCGACGUGCCCGUGCGAUUCCGCGUCCGGCCCUGACCUGCGCCCAUCUCAGCCACCCUGCCGGCUCUGCCUUCCUGCACCGCAUCGCCCUCUCCUGCUGCUCCAGAGGCUCUGUCCACUCAGGGGACGAGGGGCGGGAGCUGCGAAGGACGCAGCAGGAAAGACCGCAGAGGCUCGGACCGCUGCAGACUUCAAGCCGCAGCCGGACUCCUCCUCCCCGGCUCGCCUUGCUCCUGUCACCUGGUGAUGUCCCCUGAAGCUAAUCCAGACAGGGCAGGGCCAUGAGUCCUGCUGCYAGGCCCCCAGCUCCACGGUGGUCCCUGUCCCAGCCCUUGACAACUAGUGUGGUCCAGGCGAAGCCGGUCAAAGCAGAUGCUGGCCUGGAGAGGCCCCUUGGACCCAGCAGUGUGUCCACAGUGCAGCUCUGUCCCGAUUGCUAAGGCGUCCCUCAGGACCCCUCCCUCCCUGGGUGCCCCACUCACUGGACAGAGUCCCCCCACCGUCCACGGGACACCUGAGAGACAGAAGGAUCUCCGAGGAGCUGACAGCCGGGUGUGGUCCCUAGGCCCCGCGGAGCGCUGGGCUCUGGGAGAGUCCUCUGAUGUGGGCUUCCCUGCCUGGCGCGGGGACCAGGAGACAGGCCCCAGGUGGCUGAGGAGAGGCUGAGCUCCUGAGCAGGCCCCCUGCCGCUGCACCGUCCACCGCAGGCGGUUUCCCUGGCUGACACUUCAGAGAACCUGGACUUGGUUUUAGCCUGAAUCCCUCCGUCUGCGGGAGAGGCUGUCUGACGUCCAGCUCUCCUGACAACCGGGCGCUCUGGCCACACAAGGCGCUCCGCAGGGCAUGGCGCAGGAGCCCAGUGCUGCCCUCUGCCUGGCCGCGCCUGGGCUUUGCUCCCCCAGCGUCGGGCUCCGUCGGCUCUGCCUCUCGGUACCUUCUGGCCCCAAGGGCACCUGAGUCUGAGGCCGUCUGGCGAGUCUGAGGCCGUCUGGCUCUUAGUCGUCAUGGAGCUGGUGGGAACCAGCCGAUGACCUGCCUGCCCCAGCCUUUGAACAAGCAGGUCGGUGAGGAGACCAACCUUUGCCUCAGUUUUAAGGAAAAACGACGUCAGAAAAACAGCCUGCGAACCCUGAUGGUGGCCGCAGGUGUUAUCGACAGCAGGUUCUGCUUAUCGGAUGCCCCUGGAGUGCUGUGGCGGGCGAGCAGACAUGGGUUUCUAUUCCUUACAAUGUCUCUGUGAAGAGAGGACAGUGAUGCCCUCUUUGUACAUGGGAAAGCAGGCUCAGAGAGGUGCAGUGGGUUUCCUGGGGUCACACAGCUCAUCAGCUGGUCGAACUGGGACCACACUUCUUGUUCUGGGGGAGCAAAUGGUGGAUGGGCUCAUGUUCCUCGGGGUCCAGGGCUGGUGGGGUGCCAUUCUGUCUGGCCUYGGAGUGCCCAGAGCCAGAGGCUUGAGUGUGCAUUCAUACCCUGAGCCGUAGACGCAGACACAGAGCUAGUCCUCUGGCUUUAGGUGGACAGGAGAGGCCCCAGGGGUCUGUCCCUUCCUGGAGCAGUGCGGGGUGUGGGGCUUCCCCAGCCCUGUGUUGCCAGGCAGCCCCGGAUUCCCAGACAGACGGUGUGAUUGGCAGGAGGCUGGAUAUCCCCGGGG
Molecule: messenger RNA, 3161 nt
Organism: Urocitellus parryii (Arctic ground squirrel)
Lineage: Eukaryota; Metazoa; Chordata; Mammalia; Rodentia; Sciuridae
Gene: Ptgis
Product: prostaglandin I2 synthase
Biological process (GO): prostaglandin biosynthetic process
Molecular function (GO): oxidoreductase activity, acting on paired donors, with incorporation or reduction of molecular oxygen; iron ion binding; heme binding
Source: RefSeq, a predicted model, not a curated record